UAUGAGCAUAGCAAGCAUAUGGAAAUAGCUGCUUUCUGUCAUUUUAGCUGUCAUUUAAGUAAGAUUUAUGCAAGUGUGGGUGAAGCGAAUGAAACAUCAGCAGGGCUGGUGUCUGAUAACCCAGUUCUACACAGUUCUUAAGAUUUGGUGUUAGACCUAAAUGUGUCCUAUCCUUGGCUUAAGUAGCAAGGACUAGAGCCGAUCUAGAGUCAGCAGUCUCUAACCCGGUUUGAAAAUUCAACCCGAACCAAUCAAUGUUACUUAGAGAACUGUAAACCUACCCAGCAUGGACCCUGCAUUUUAGCGCAAACCAGACCACAUACUAAAAUUCUAGCUUUAUACAUUGAAAAUAUCCUUCAAACUUAAAAGCUCCCAAUCUAACCCUCAGAACCCACUUGGCCACUAGUAGGACCAAAAGUGUGUUUUCAUCUCAUAUUACUCCUAAAUUCCAAAUCAUUGAUCUACAACUUGCCCGUCUGUCCCUACUAAUAUGCACAACCUAACAUAAACAAUUAACUAGUGUUUUUUUUUUUUUUGGAUGAAAAGACCCAUGUACCCUUUCCCACUAUUUCUUCCUCUCAUUUUCACAUAGUUGCAAACUCCUUGUUUUUAUUUCAUUUUGUGAAAAGGGGUUUGGUUAGAAUUUGUAAUGAUGGAAUAGAUAAUUUGAUUACUUUCCAUAUAUGUUUAGGUUGAGUGGAAUUUUAGGUGAGAUUGGGAUGAACAAUUCAACACCCUCUAACCUACUCUACUCUCAACAAUACUAUACUAAAUGUUUUGUCCAUUUUGCCAUUAAUGAGUAAAGAGAGGAAGAGUUUAGAUAAGGGGGUGUUCAUGUAACUUGUACUUCAUAUCAUUAUUUUAUAAAUGUCAAUUUUGAUUAACGGCGGCAUAAUUGGGAUUAGUGAGAUAAUUGGGUGAUAAGGCUAAUUGCAAUUUUAACAAUUGGGUAACUUGUAUUAUCAUUCAUGAUUAAAGGACAUAAUAUGUACUCCAUACGUCCAUAGUCCAUAUUCAAUAUUAAGUACAAGUAUAUAACAAGCUUUGAUGUUUGAUUCCCUACAUUUCGUGUGUCAUAAUAUCACUAUGAGUAUUAAUUUUGCAAAUAUGCCCAAAUAACAAGUGAUUAUGGUGACUAAUACAAGACAAAUUAAUGUACGAGUACCCCGACAUCAAUACUCCCACCGUCUAAUCCCCAAACUAACCCUCGACUUCCACGAUAAAACCCUCUCUCAAGAAACCACCCUGCACCACCACCACCACGUCCACCACCAACUAGAGUUAAUAUUUGAUCAUCCAAUCAAAAUAUCUAAUCCCCAAACUCACCCUCGACUUCCACGACAAAAACCUCUCGUCAGAAGCCACCCUUCACCACCACCAACUAGACUUAAUAUUUGACCAUCCAAUCAAAAAAUCUAGUCAAAAUUCAUCAGUAAGUAAGUGGCCCACUCUAAAGAAAAGAAGAGAAGAUGAGAAGAAUAACACUACUUUCCAAGAAGCAAGAAGAAGCCAUCAAAUUUUGUACCCAUUCAUGCAUCAGCAUCCCUUACACUGUCUUGCUGGCUGCUACACCUAAUCUCUCACUUAUUUUAUUAAUCAGGUUUUAAUUAUUAAUCCUUAAUUUAUUCACAUGCUCAUAAUUUUCCUUAACCACCCUCACUAAUCCACCAUUAUCCGAUCCUCGGCAUUAUUUUUUCAGUCUUGAGAGAAGACGAGCCUAAUCUUAAUCCGCGAAUAAUCCCCAAUCAAAACCAAAUACCCACACCCAUUCAUGGAUCAACAAUAGAAAGAAAAGAAAAGAAAUGUUUCGUCUCAUUCUUUUCCUUUUUCUCUCUCUUCUUUCUCUUCUUCCUUCAUCAGCUCAAAACUCAUCAUGUCCCUUAGAUUUCGCCAUACUUCAAACUCUGGUUCGAGAAAAAGACGUGAAUUCAUCAAACAAUGUCGCAGCCAACUGCGGCUACAUCGCCGAAGGACUCAGGCUCGUCCUCUCGCAAUACCUCCGAACCACCGGCUCAUUCUACCCACCACUUAGCUCGUCCGAGUCAUGCUGGGACUCGUACGACUCAGUCGUCGACUCGUUCCUACCAAACUUCAAGGUUCGAGCCUCUUGUGGGUUCAAAACUCAGUGGAUUUCCGAAGGUUGUUUGAACAUCUCAACUCAGUCCGAGUUCGAGAAACUCGUUCCUCAAUCCGCAUUAAACGACGCCGUUUCGAACUGUAAUCAAUCUCUGGCAAAUGGGUCUCCUUGUGCUUCUUGUCUCACGAGUCUUACUACUCUGCAAGCUUCGUAUCUCAAAUCGAAGGACCCUUUUAAUGGUAAUAUCUCUGAUUGUACUAAUCUUCCAUUGAUUUAUGCUGGAGCUGUGAUUAAUCAAUUUGGACCGUCUGAUCCUGGAACUGCUAAAUGUUUGUUUUCACUGGAUUUUUCUUCGUCCAAAAAUGGUAGUAAUUGGAAGAAGAAAUUGCUGAUUUCGUUGAUUGUAGUUGUGGGUUUUAUUGGGUUGUGCUCUGUUUUUGGUGGGGUUUACAUGUAUUUGAGGUUGAAGAAGAGGAGAGAGAAAAUUGCUGCGAAAAACAGGUGGAUUACUCGGGUCGGGUCUGGAACCGGGCUGAAUCUUUCGUCGAUUGGGGGGAGUACCCAUUUGAUGAAAUUCGGGUUUGAUGAGAUUAAACGGGCUACCAAGAACUUUCACCGCGAUAAUUUGAUAGGUAGAGGUGGAUAUGGAAAUGUGUACAAGGGUUUAUUGCCUGAUGGUACUGAGAUUGCUGUUAAGAGGUUUAAGAAUUGUUCGGCUGCAGGAGAUGCGAGUUUUACACAUGAAGUUGAGGUGAUUGCGAGUAUUAGGCAUGUUAAUCUUGUGGAAUUGAGAGGGUAUUGUGUUGCUACUACUAAUUUAGAAGGUCAUCAGAGGUUGAUUGUGUGUGAUUUGAUGCAUAAUGGUAGUUUACAUGAUCAUUUGUAUGGGAAUGCGUUGGAGAGGAAGCUAAGUUGGCCGGUUAGACAAAGAAUCGCGCUAGGAAUGGCUAGGGGAUUAGCUUAUUUACACUAUGGAGCACAGCCUUCGAUCAUUCAUCGUGAUAUUAAAGCUAGUAACAUACUUUUGGAUGAUAAUUUUGAGGCCAAAGUUGCGGAUUUUGGCCUUGCUAAGUUCAACCCUGAAGGUUUCUCACAUUUGAGUACUAGGGUGGCUGGAACUAUGGGAUAUGUUGCCCCGGAGUAUGCCCUUUAUGGGCAAUUAACUGAGAGGAGCGAUGUUUUUAGCUUUGGUGUCGUGUUAUUAGAGCUGCUGAGUGGUAAGAAAGCUAUACUAUCGGUCCCAGAUGGGCAAGGGCAGCCGUCAUUGGUGACUGAUUGGGCUUGGUCAUUGGUUAGAAAAGGGCAUGCUUUGGAUGUCAUAGAAGAGGGGAUGCCGGAGUUAGGACCGGAUUCAGUAAUGGAGAAGUAUGUACUGACGGCGGUUUUAUGUUCACACCCUCAGUUGUAUGCUAGGCCUACAAUGGAUCAAGUUGUAAAGAUUUUGGAGACUGAUAUGCAAGUUCCUUCUAUUCCAGAAAGGCCAAUUUCUUUCAAUGCUGAGCUUGAGGAUAUCGAAAGGUCUGCUAGUAGUAGUGGCUCCGGCCAAUUGUCGACUUCCGGUGGGUUUCAAUCAUAUUCAAUGGGACAUAUAGAUUUUGCUAGCCAUAAUGGGCAAGAGGAAGCAGUUGAUCCUGCAACAAGCUUGAGAUAAUUUGUUCCUGUUAUAUAUUCUUUCUAGUUUAUUUGAAAAUUUUGACCCCCUUGUAAUUGAAGUACAGUAGUACACCUUGAUUGUAUAGGCAAUUAGGCAUGCCUUUUUCUUUUUCAAUUUUUAUUUUUUUGGGGUGGGGGAUUUAGGUUAAAGAUAGUAUCUUAAGUAGGAAAUAAUAGGAAGGGAUUGUAUAUACUAGAGUAAUAUGGAAGUUUAAAAUUUAGCUCACUUGGUUCAUGUGAAAUGAUAUUGGCUCGAUUUGGCAAAAUUGAUGGA
Messenger RNA from Chenopodium quinoa (quinoa), 4004 nucleotides. Its product is annotated as probable LRR receptor-like serine/threonine-protein kinase RKF3. NCBI's taxonomy places the organism in Eukaryota, Viridiplantae, Streptophyta, Magnoliopsida, Caryophyllales, Amaranthaceae. The record is from RefSeq and is a predicted model, not a curated record. The coding region runs from base 1803 to 3728 and encodes 641 amino acids. The transcript has a single exon. Gene Ontology annotation, biological process: protein phosphorylation. Gene Ontology annotation, molecular function: ATP binding; protein kinase activity.